UCUGAAUCUGAGUGGUGUGAGUUUACCCCCUAUGAGGUAGGCAUCCAGAAGUAUGGGGCAUUUGUCAAAACUGAGGACUUCGGGAGUCACUUCUUUCUCGGCCAUUUGGUCAAGAAACUCCCAGAAGUCCGCAUCCCUUAUCUGAUCGGAAUAUGGAGCAGUGCUGUUUCUGUCAGCAUGACCGAGAUAUUGUCGAAUGCGGGGUUCAAGCCUACUUGGAGCUCCUGGCUCAGCCCAGAAGCCGACAUAGACGAUGACACUGAAUCAUCAAAUCAGGACACAUACGUCAUAAAUCCAACCACAGAUAUCGCCAGCGAUGUGACUGAUUUCUUCAGAACACGUCCAGUCAUUGCUGAAAUGUACAAUUUCAUCCGCGGACUCUUCAUGCACGAGGACUACAAUCAACAGAGCAACUUUGUUGCCUGGAAAAAAACACAUCCAGAUGCCUUCCCAAACCAACUGACACCCAGUGACCCCACUCUGUGCCUGAUUGAUUCUGGUCAUUCCAUCAAUAUUGCCUGUGUGCCUGUCCUGCGGCCAGAGAGAGAUGUGGAUCUCAUCAUAUCUCUGAGUUGCUCGUGGGAGCCAGAGCACAUCUUCAAUGUCCUGUCGAAGACAGCUGCUUACUGUAAAGACCAUAACAUCCCCUUUCCCAAUGCUGACUUUGCCAGUCUGGAAAAGGAGCCUCAAAAGGAGUUCUACAUCUUCGAGGAUAAGGAGAAUCCCAAGGCCCCGAUAGUGGUUCAUUUACCACUUGUCAAUGUCACGUACAAACACUUCAAACGCCCUGGCGUGAAGCGUGAGACGGAGGAAGAAAUAAGAGCUGGGAAGGUGGAUGUAAGCAGCAGCAGCUCUCCAUACAUCACUAAACACCUGACCUACUCAAAAGAGGAUUAUGAGGCUCUGGUGGAUCUGAGCUCUUAUAACAUAUUAAACAACAAGGAGAGCAUCCUUGCGGCUUUGUGUAAGGCCCAAGAGAGGAGCGCAUCCAAGUGAAAGAAGUAAAGGAUAAGAUUUAUCAAGCUUCUUUUUACAGAAACAGGUUUAUCUAUGUUGCCUCGACAAGUCACUGAUGUUUAUUCCCACACCUCUAUAUUAAAGCUACAGUAAUUAGGGCACAGGAUAUUUACUCAACAACAUUAUAAACUACUGUUUAAUAUAAGGUAUAAGGUUAAUAUAAGGUAUAAUUGUGUGUGCAGAGUUGUUGCUGUUGGUGCUGGUAUUUAAUGAUCUACUGUUUCUUGUGUUGCUUGACUAAAUGCAGAGCUUAGACUGGAUAAGGAGACACAGAGUGAAAGUGUUUACUUUCUCUCCCCAUAGAUGGCAGUAUGAGUGUAGUGAAAUCAUAGAUUUAGAUAUAUGCCUGUGUCUUUGCUAAAUAUCUAGCUUAUACAGAUUACUUUUAUGCUGUUUAUUUCAUUUGGUAUUGGAUGUUUAUGGUUUAUUUGCCACCUAGUUAUGUAGAGCAUGUAUUUACUUUAUUGCUAUAUAAUUUCAGAACCACACAUAUCUACAUGGAAGAAUUAGAAUGUGUUGAUUGUUUGGCAAUAAAUAAUUGAAAAAUA
This is a messenger RNA of Anarrhichthys ocellatus (wolf-eel), 1565 nucleotides long. Its product is annotated as cytosolic phospholipase A2 beta. Lineage: Eukaryota; Metazoa; Chordata; Actinopteri; Perciformes; Anarhichadidae. Gene Ontology annotation, biological process: glycerophospholipid catabolic process. The transcript is spliced from 7 exons. Gene Ontology annotation, molecular function: calcium-dependent phospholipid binding; calcium ion binding. Gene Ontology annotation, cellular component: cytosol. The record is from RefSeq and is a predicted model, not a curated record. The annotation marks the transcript as partial.